Messenger RNA from Hemibagrus wyckioides, 2332 nucleotides. It is a transcript of the gene rrn3, whose product is annotated as RRN3 homolog, RNA polymerase I transcription factor. Gene Ontology annotation, cellular component: nucleus. The record is from RefSeq and is a predicted model, not a curated record. Gene Ontology annotation, molecular function: RNA polymerase I general transcription initiation factor activity; RNA polymerase I core binding. Gene Ontology annotation, biological process: transcription initiation at RNA polymerase I promoter. Lineage: Eukaryota; Metazoa; Chordata; Actinopteri; Siluriformes; Bagridae. The transcript has 17 exons. The coding region runs from base 276 to 2087 and encodes 603 amino acids.
AUACGGGUGUGGAUGAUAAGAAGGUGUCCGCAUGUCCGUGUCGUCUCCCAUGUCUGCCUUGUUUACUUACAGCAGAGCGCAGUUUAUUGUUUUGUGGCAUGUGUUGUGUAAGCUGUUCUUGUUUGGAGUUAGAUGAACAUGUCUCGACUUGUCCUCGGAUUAUAAAUCGAAAUAAAUCGUGGAUUUGAUGUCAGCAAUUGCGCCGUCGAUAAGACAGUAAGGUGUCUGUUGCUCAGGAGAUUCAUUUUAGAUUAAAGAAAGUUCAGAAAUCGAGCAUGGAUGUGGAGAGAGAUUUCCUUAACACUCCUCCACCUAAAACUGUCCGGUUUGGGGACAGUGUCGCCAACACUUUGGCUAAACUCAAGCAGGGACACACAAGUGACUACGAGAUGAUAAAGCAUCAACUUUCAGACCCUGAUAUUAAGGACGCUCAGAUCAUCAGCUGGCUUCAGGAGUUCAGAUUGUGUGUCACGCAACUCGGCAAAGAACAUGAACAGCUCAUCUACAUGGUUCUGAGGUUGCCGUGGUGUGGGCGGAGUCCCGCUGUGGUGGAUGAAUACCUGGCCUUCCUCAGUAACCUCAUCUCGGCUCAGACGGUGUAUCUGAGGUCGUGUCUCAAAACGCUCGUCUCUAAUUUCACCCCCAGAAGAGUCCGAAUCCAGGAAGGGAACGUGGACAUAUCAGAUUCAGACGAUGAUGAUGAGAACCUGCCCAGGAUAUUCGAUCACUGUCACCAAGCCUUACAGAUGAUCGCGAGAUACGUUCCAUCCACCAGUCGGUUCCUGAUGCCGAUCCUCAGCGACAACUUUCCUUACGUACAGAAAUCCUCCAGAACCCUGGAAUGUUACGUCCAUAACCUGCUGCGGAUCACGGUGUAUGUUCCGGCUCUGAGGAGAGACGUGCUGGAGCUCAUCAUCAGCAGGAUGCUCACGCUGGAUGUCAGCGCCCCCCGCAGUGAGAUCGAGGAGAUGGAGAGUAUGAGAGAGCAGAACCACGGCGCAGGGGCCGAGGACGACUUCCUGUUCGACAUGGAUGAGGACGAGAACUGUCCACGUGACGGAGGUCCGUUGAUGUCCCACUCUGUAGCCGAGAAACUGGACACGCUGAUGUUAGUGCUGCUGGCCUACAUUAAGGACAUGAGCCACGUUGACGGUGUGUUGGAUGUGGAGAGAGUCAAAACUCUGUACAGAGAUCUGAUGUGUGUGUUCGAUAAGCUGGUGCUGCCCACACACGCAUCCUGUCACGUGCAGUUCUGCAUGUUGUACCUGUGCAGCUUUCGCCUGGGUUUAGCUGAAGCCUUCCUGGAUCACCUGUGGAAGGUGUUACAGAGUCCGUCUCAGCCCGCUGUCCUCCGCCAGGCCGCCGCCGCCUACAUGGGCAGCUUCCUCGCCAGAGCCAAGUUCAUUCCCAUAGCGACGGUAAAGGCGUGUCUAGACCUGCUGGUUCCUUGGCUUCAUCUCUACAUAGACAGUCAGGAUUCAGGUUCUAAAGCAUUCUGUGAUGUUUCUCUGCACGGGCCAUUCUACGCCUCCUGUCAGGCCGUGUUUUACACUCUCAUCUUCAGACACAAAGCCAUCCUGGAGGGCAGCAUGAAGAAAGGCUUGGCCUAUUUACAGAGUUUGAAUCUGGAGCGGAUCGUCAUGAGUCAGCUGAACCCCCUGAAAGUUUGUCUGCCAGCCGUCACCAACAUGUUUGCCGCCAUCAUGAGGAAAUAUCAGCUGGUGUUCUGCUACACCAUCAUCGAGCGGAACAACCGCAACAUGUUACCAGUAGUGAGGAGCUCAGUGGGUGGAGACUCGCUGUCCACCAACACCAAUCCUCUGGACACCUUUUUCCCCUUUGACCCAUAUUUACUAAAGAGGUCUGGUCAGUAUUUCGAGUCCAUCUAUCAGAUAUGGGAAGAGCCGAGCGACUGCAUGGCAGCUCCCAAGAAAGAAGUCACUAAAAAUUCUACAGAAGAAGAGGACGACUUCCUGCAUGGUGAAACACCGAAAGCUGACAUGGUGAUGGGGUCGUACGAGUCUCACCUCCGCAGCCCCAGCAGUGUGGGCUCUCCUCCCAUCACCUUCCUCCAGCGGCCGUUCUGACACACACACACACACACACACACACACACACACACACACAGACAGAGACUGAGAUGAUCUGCUUCCUUCACCCUUCCCAUGAAAAGAACUUUCUGUAGCAUUCUCCCACCGUACACAGAACCUCGUGGCCUCAUGAGAAAUUUCUGUACAUUUUUUUAACUUAUUAAACCACGGGCUGAACGACAAGAAUCAAGAAGUGUAAAUAAAUAAGAUUUAAUAUUAAAAAAGCACAAAUUUUGUUCCUA